Molecule: messenger RNA, 2779 nt
Organism: Branchiostoma floridae (Florida lancelet)
Lineage: Eukaryota; Metazoa; Chordata; Leptocardii; Amphioxiformes; Branchiostomatidae
Exons: 12
Coding region: 185-2779 (864 amino acids)
Molecular function (GO): protein binding
Source: RefSeq, a predicted model, not a curated record
AAGCAUCUUGGACUGGGAGAAAGUUUUGACCGUGACAAAUGUGGCAGCAAGCACCAGUACGCGGCAGGAGUUCGGUGGGUUCUCAGCAACCGGAAGGUUCUGGAAGCUGGAAAUCAUAGCCACGCACUCAGUACAUCAGCCUUACUUGCGUGAAGUGGGCUUUUAUGAAACAGGAGGACCUGCCAUGCAUGUGCCACAGAAGAUAAUUUUCCCAGCUCAACGAAGCGUCAGUUACUACGCGAAGAUGAUGCCUACGGUUGUCCAGGACUUGAGCAUGUUCACCCUAUGUCUACACAUGCGCACCGAAAUGGGUUCCAGCUCUCAGAUGACAUUCGUCAGCUACGCUACUCAUCGACAGUCAAACGAACUACUCUUCUACACUAUGUCUUACGGGUUUCACAUUCGGGUAAAGCAGAACUUGGCGAUACCAAAUGAUCUUCCCGUUUGGGAUGGCUCGUGGCACGCCCUUUGUGUUACCUGGAGCAGUUCCGAUGGAAGUUGGCGCCUCUACGCUGACGGUGAGCUCGGGGACUCGGGCUCGGGGCUAGCAAGGGGAGCUACAGUGGACGGUGGCGGCUUAUGGAUCCUCGGGCAAGACCAAGACGCAUAUGGGGGAGGAUUCGACGCUAAUCAAGCCUUCGCUGGAGAACUGUCUCGGGUGAACCUCUGGGACCGCGUACUGACUCCAGAAGAAAUAGGAACGGACUGGUCAGUGUCCUGUCAUCACCAUGGCAACGUAAUUGACUGGACAUCCACGAACGUAGAAGUUUUCGGACUGGUCAGUAAAGAUCGGUAUCUGCACUGUGGUCUUCCUGACUCGUCAACCAACGUCGCACUAGGAAGGGCGGCAACACAGUCAAGUUCUGAACUCGAAGGACCGGCCAGCCAAGCAACUGAUGGGAACACUGCCCGGGAUGGCACCUGUACACACACAUCAACCAAUGAUGUAGACCCAUGGUGGCAGGUCGACCUAGAAGCACAGAUCCCCAUCAAGAAGGUUGUAAUUUUCAACCGAGUAUUCGAACCAGAAAGAAUCAACCCAUUCUACCUUCACGUCGGGGACUCGACCGUUGUGACAGCGAACCCAAAAUGCGGUGGAGAACAUCGGUUUCCUGAAAGCUGGCCCCGGAGUUUAGAAAUAUGGUGCGGUGGCAUGAGAGGACGAUACGUAGGCAUCCAGCUAUUUGGCACUGAGAGACGACUUGGACUUUGUGAAGUACAGGUCUUUAGUGACAUCACAAUAGGAGGUGGAUGGAUCCCUCCUACUUCGAGUAUUCCAUUCGACUACGACAACGGUAACUUCUGGAUUGGAGUAAGGCUCUCUUCUGAGAAACUCAUCGUUGGUAUCUUGACGCAGGGUGCCGACGACCACCACUACGUAACGUCUUACAAGAUGUCUUACAGCGAGGAUGGGGAUGUCUUCAAGUUUUACGAGCAAGAUUGUGAAGAGAAGAUCUUCUACGGAAACAUUGACGGACACACCAUGGUAAAGAACAUAUUAGAGCAGCCGGUUACAGCAUUAGCUGUUCGCCUCCAUCCCCUCACGUGGUACAGAAGCAAUGAUCCCGGACUGCGAUUCGACUUCUUGACUUGUGAAGGGCGAGCUCUUUCAACACUGGAAGUUUUCAUCGAUGAAGUCACUGCCGACAGUAUUGCACUACAUCUGCUCGAUGUCGUUGACAAUUCCAACCUAACAUUUCAUGUUAACUACACCGACGUGGUUUCGGGGAAAACGUCAUCGGUAACAUUCGAGGGGAGUCAGGGUGUGAUCACCAACCUAUUCCCUGGAGUGGGGUACCAGCUAGAGUUGGCUGCAACGUUCAGUUCGCACAAACAAUAUGGAGUUGCAAGAGCUACCACAGAAUUGCCUCUACCAGGCGAUUUUUCCGUUUCUGUUGGAGAAACGUAUGUGCAGCUGACCUGGACACCGAUUCUUACUCUACUGAAUCUGCCAGCCGAUACCAACCUUCCUAUCUGGUAUAACAUCAGGUGCGAAUCCUCUGAUAGCACAAAAUGCCAAGUUGAUUCGCCUCAAACACUACACUCGAGUGGGACUACUAUCACAGCUCUCUAUCCUGGGAAAACAUACAACAUCACUGUCAACAUGUUCAGUCCGUACAUAAAAGGAGAGAUAACAACACUGACACUCACAACAGAGCGGGAUGUUAUCACUGACCUGGAGGCUGUUGAGGUCACUGAAUCGUCGCUUUCCGCCCAGUGGUCCCCUCCGCUAGCCUCGCACUUGGCUUUCAUCGUCAGUCUCACCACACCUGAUGGAGAGGAGCUAGCACAGCUGUUCACAUACGAACAUUACGUUGAGUUCACCCAGCUGGCACCAGCCACACUGUACACCAUCGGCGUGCAGGUCAUUCGGUCUGACGGUGACCCCGAUCCGGUGGUCACACUUCGGGUUAGCACAAGCAUAGACCCACCCACAGCGUUCGUCGUUUCCAUAACGACCACGACAACUCUGACGGUCAUGUGGAACAAACCAUUCGCCACUGUCACCUGGUACAACAUCACUUACUGCGCAUGCGCAAUUGAUUUCCAUGGCAACAUGGACCUAGCCACAGCAGUGUCCCUGCCGGCUUGUACAGAGGAGUACACGAUCCAGGCGCUGUCUCCUUCUACAGUCUACAACAUCUCUAUCGUAGCAUGGACUCGGUAUGAAGCCAGUGAACGUGUGAUGACAGACGGACAUACAGCACGACUGGUAGCAGAAUCGACAGUUGAGCUCCUGGUUCCUAUUAGUAACGUUAACUGGGAGACCCCGGUCUAA